Messenger RNA from Talaromyces amestolkiae, 489 nucleotides. RefSeq lists its product as uncharacterized. Bases 1 to 489 code for a protein of 162 amino acids. Lineage: Eukaryota; Fungi; Ascomycota; Eurotiomycetes; Eurotiales; Trichocomaceae. The transcript has 3 exons. The record is from RefSeq and is a predicted model, not a curated record.
AUGACUGAAAUUCCGAUGUCUGACGCCGCCGCGCCCGCCGCCGAUGUGUCUUCUCCCCCGGCUCCUGAGUCCUCCGGUCUCAAGAAGCGCAGAUGGCGUUCACCAUCCCAAGAGCCCCCCCGUACUGGCAAGAAGCUAAAAAAAAACGAAUCUGAAUCUACUGCUGCUCCUGCCUCCGCCCCUGACCCCGCUCCCACUCUCGCCGCCGCCGCCGCCGCCGCUCCUGCUCCUGCUCCUGCCCCUGCUCCCUCUCGUUUGUCGGGAGUACAUCUGCGCACCAAAGCAGAGCUGUUCGAGCUUGCGGCAAAACGUGAGGAUGAGUGGAAGACUCGUCAAAUUCAACUUGCUGAUGAUAAGCACGCAUUGGAGUAUUACAAAAAGCGUGUGGAAGAAACAGAGCGCGCGAUUGCUGCUGCUCCUGCGAAGAUAGCUGAGUUGAAAAAAGAGAUGAAACGGCUUAAGAGUGCUGCUUUUGCAGCAAAAAAGUAA